AUGUCAUAUUCAAGACAUUCAACUUCAAAGCAUCAAAUCCUUUCACCUUCAUUCUCAUCAAAUCAAGUAUUCCAAUCAUCAUCUUCAGAUCAAAAAAAUAAUGAACCUAAUGAUGAUGAGAUUGAACUAUACAAAGCUAUCAAAGCAAGUGAAGAUCAAUUCAAACUCGAAAAUCAAUUAAAAAUUAUAGAAUCAAAUGAAAUUGAAAAAGCAAUCAAGAUAUCAAAAAAUAAAGAUACCAGAGUACUACCGCCCAAUAACCAACCAGAAACGUCAAGAAGACCUUCAAGAUUACCACCAGGUGCAAGUUAUCCGAUUGAAAAAGAUUAUUUAAUUGAAGAUGAACUUUUAUCGAUUGCUAUUAAAUUAAGUUUACAAGAAAGAGAUCAUUGGGAUUCGGUUGAAGCUUUACGAAAGUUGGGACCUCCUCCUUUACCUUAUCGUCGUACUAAUACUGGUGCUGGUGAUCGUGAAGGUCGUAGAGUUCCUGAUGUACCAAAGGAAAACCGAAAAGUCUUACCAAUCACUAUUCCACCACCACUUCCACCUAGAAAAAACUUGGUAAAUUAUGAUGAUUUCGAAGAUCGGUACAAUCAUCAUCAUCAUCAUCAGGACUUAUCAGACGAGUUUAGUGAUCAUGUUUCAUUGGAUUCGGAUGAUGAAUCUAAUUCAUUUGAUGAUCUUUCGAUUCAUUCAUCACAUUAUAAUCCAUUAGAUAGUACUACGAAUUUGUUAAACCAAAGAAGCUUUGUAAAAGAAGAAAAGGAUGCCGAUCAACAUCAACUUGAGGAUUUAUCAUCUGAUGAAGAAAGAAAUCAGGAUUUUCUUCCAACCAGAAAAUCAUCACUUCAAGAUUCAUUUGUGACGGCUAUUGAUGAAAUCGAUCGGGAUUCGGUAUUAGAUCAUCAUUCGGUUCAUCAAGCUUCAUCUUUUGGAUCCCAAAGAGACAACGAGAGCCGAUUACCAAUUUAUCAAAAACCUAAAAUACCGAACAAAUUUAUCGACUCAUCUGAUACUGUUCAUCAACUUGAUGUUGUUGAUCAAGGAUUUAGAACACCCAAUACAUCAUUUGAUUCAUCUGAUACUAUUCAUCAAGUUCCAGUUGAUGAUCAAGAUGCUAGAACACCAACUGGAAUUUCUAAUUCGUCGCAUUCUAUCCAUCAACUCGAGGUUGAUGAUCCAGAAGGACCAUCGAUAAACCGAUUGUCAGCUCAACCUGAUCCUAUUCAACAACUUGGAAUCAAUACUGAAGAAGCCAGAACACCUAAACAAGAUUCGUCUGAUCCUCUUGAUGAAAUCCAUGAACUUGAGAAUAAUUUAAACGAAACUCAUGCAAACCAAGGUGAUGAACCAUCAGAAGAGAUUAUGAAUUCUAUUCAAUCUAUUGCCAAGAUCAAGUAUAUCAAACAAGAACCCGAAGGAACUGAUGGAGAGUUGACGACGAGAAAUGAAGAGAUCGAUGUAGAAAGUUGUCAUGAAAGUUUAAAAGUUUCGGAUAGUCAAAGUCUUUGGAUCGAAACUAAAACUUGUUCUGAUCUUUUAAAAUGGUUAAUGUGGUAA
Messenger RNA from Melampsora larici-populina 98AG31, 1560 nucleotides. RefSeq lists its product as uncharacterized. The coding region runs from base 1 to 1560 and encodes 519 amino acids. Lineage: Eukaryota; Fungi; Basidiomycota; Pucciniomycetes; Pucciniales; Melampsoraceae. The transcript is spliced from 2 exons. The record is from RefSeq and is a predicted model, not a curated record.